This is a messenger RNA of Limulus polyphemus (Atlantic horseshoe crab), 1942 nucleotides long. Its product is annotated as lachesin-like. The coding region runs from base 152 to 1405 and encodes 417 amino acids. NCBI's taxonomy places the organism in Eukaryota, Metazoa, Arthropoda, Merostomata, Xiphosura, Limulidae. The transcript has 9 exons. The record is from RefSeq and is a predicted model, not a curated record. Gene Ontology annotation, cellular component: neuron projection.
CUUUAUAAAGUUGGCAAACCAGCUCGCUCGUCUUAGAAUAUCAUCCAACUCACAAAGAAGCUACGCUGUCGCUUGACAUUACUUAUAAACUAAAGUAAAUAGGUGACCAUGUAAAACGUCUAAAACUGUUAUAGACACUCAUUCUCCGGUCAUGUGCUUUUUUGUUAAACCCUAUUUCCUAACACUCGUCUUGGUUAGUACCUACAUAGAAGACACAGGGCCAAGUAAAGCUAGCAACACCAAGAGAGAAAGAGACAUAGUUCCUGUUUUUGCAGGACCUAUACCAAAUGUUACCGUUCCUUUAGGAAGAGAAGCAAAUAUCCCGUGUGUGGUAAACGAACUGGGAAGUUAUAGGGCAGCUUGGAUUCGGGUGGAGACGAAAGCAAUUUUGACCAUUCACCAACACGUGAUUACAAGAAAUUAUAGAAUUAGUCUUAGCCACAGCGACAACAGAAACUUCAUUCUACACGUCAAAGACGUCAAAGAGUCAGACCGUGGAGGUUACAUGUGUCAGCUAAAUACAGUUCCCAUGAUGAGUCAAAUUGGAUAUUUAGACGUGCUAGUUCCACCAGAUAUAAUCGUUGAUCAAAGUACGUCAGAUGUCGUCACCAGGGAAGGGACAAAUGUAACACUGUCGUGUACAGCCAAAGGCUAUCCAGAACCUAAUAUCACUUGGAGACGAGAAGAUGACGAACCGAUACCGUUAAUUCUAGGUAUCGGCAAGAAACUUAUGAAUUCGUCGUACGAGGGAGAGGACCUAAACAUAUCUCGAGUAACUCGUGUUCACAUGGGAGCAUACCUGUGUAUAGCUUCCAAUGGAGUACCGCCUUCAGUUAGCAGACGGGUCCUUCUUCACGUGCAAUUUCCUCCAGUUUUGUGGGUUCCUAACCAGUUGGUUGGUGCACAUGCUGGAGAAGAAAUUGCCCUGGAUUGCCACAGUGAGGCCUAUCCAGUUUCCAUUAACUUCUGGAAAAAAAGAGAAGGCGAAAUGAUUCUAUCGAAUGAAAAGUUUGACGUUUCAUCAAAAGAAAAAUCUUACAAAGUCCAUAUGAGAUUAUUAAUACGAAAACUACAAGCAGAAGAUUUUGGAACGUAUAGUUGCUUUGCCAAAAAUUCAUUGGGAUCCACAGAAGGUACCAUUCGUCUUUAUGAGAUACCAACGUCUACAUCUUUCUCCAGAGACACAGCAGAGAAGUUUAAGCACAUGAACAGGGAUUUUCCAAAGCACCAGAGCCUCGGUUCGUCAAAAUCUUCUAGGAAAUUCAACAUAGAAAAAGGACUGCCCUCUGUGGAAGCCACCACCAGGAAUUCAUCAGAAACCAGGAGGGUAAUAAAUGUACUACUGCUGUUUUGCAUCAUGAGUCUCUGUACACACGCAAUCACUUUAAAAAAUUUUGGGGAAUAGAUAAUCAGAGAUAUUCUUAAGCUUUGAGUUUUGUUGUUGUUGCUGUUGAAAUAGUUGCUAAUAGAUUUACUAGUUUAGAAAGAGAGUGAGAUGUGGUUGAAGUAACCAAGUUUGUGUUAAGUCGAUUUGGAUAAGUCACAUAUGAAUACAUAGACAGAGAUAUUAGGUUUCUGAAGUCCUGAAAAUACAAAAACAUGGAACAUUGUUAAAUUGAUAGAUGAAAACUCGUGUCAUAAUCAUAAAUAAAAAAAGUAUUGUUCGGCCUGUAAUCAAAUCCCGUGCGUAAUUCAUAUAGUGAUGUAACAAUUUUAGUUUGAAAUGAAACCACAAAAAUGUAUCAGUAAUUUUGAAUAAACAUGAAUAACGCAAUGAAUGAACUCUUUCAUCUUCUACUAAAGUUUACCUUGAAUGAAUCAUCCCUGGUUAUAUUAUUCUAUAUACAACAUGUAUGGUGAUAGAUUAGUUGUAAAUAUGACGUGUAUGUAAUCAUCAAUUCUGAAUAAAACUUAACACCAUUAAAAAGGGGUGUAUUUCAAA